This is a messenger RNA of Phyllotreta striolata, 390 nucleotides long. Lineage: Eukaryota; Metazoa; Arthropoda; Insecta; Coleoptera; Chrysomelidae. The record is from the annotation of a GenBank genome assembly.
AUGAAGUUUACAUUGUUGUGGUUAGUAAUUUUAAAUAUACAUUUUGAUUAUGUUCUAGGAGAGGUGGAAUGUUACAAAUGCAUCGACAAAUUCGACGGUGGUUGUUAUUAUGGAAACGAGGAGUACAUGACACGUUCUAACUGUUCUGAGGAAGAAGUGUGUAUUGUUCACAUUACCGAAAUUACGCAACGAUCACAUUCGUACAAAUUGACGAAGCGAGGAUGUUUCACGCCGGAUUUUUGCGAUAACUUAAAGACGGUCAAAAAGGUAAAGACAAAUAGCAAAACUGUUCAUUGCAAAACUUGCAAUACGACUCUAUGUAACGAUUCCGCGAUGAGAAUCGCUCCAUUAUAUUUCAUUUGUAUCCUGCUUAAUGUAAUAUUUAUUUAA